AUGGAGCACUCGUCGUGUCUGAGACCACCAAGUUGGUCGCCCAAUACAUCCCCGCGGGCUCUAUAUUGCGUGGUUCACUUGGCUCUUUGUUCGCGCAGACUCUUGCGCACCCAGCGCGAAUUCUACGCGUACGUGCUGGUGUACUUUGGGGCUGUGUAUGUGUUCCAAACACUAUUUUACAACCAAGACACGGCCAGCAGCACCGCCGUAGUCUUUCAAAGUGUCAUCUUCGGCGCGGUGACGCCAUUGUUCGUGUGGCAUCUUCUCAUUGGCGACACAUACAAGUGUAGUAUUGGCGCGGCGUGGGCGAUCAAGCGUUUGACUUUGAUGGUCAUCAUUGCUUGGAGGCGAGGGAUGCAAGACAUCGUGUCCGUCCAGGGCCUCUACAUCGUCUUGGAACUGCACCGCAACGACAUCAUUGCAUUUGCUCAUUUGGAGCUUCGUCGUAAAAUUGGCAGCGGGGCGUCGGCCAACGUGUUCGGCGGAGUCCUGCACUCUGCCACGCCUGUAGUGGUCAUAGUAUACUUCCCCACUGAAAUCUCAGAGACCGUUAUGGUCGAGUUCUCGAUAGAAACCGCGCUAUGUGCGCCCUCAAGCAUCCCAACAUUUGCAGGCAGUAGCCCACCUCCACUCGUUAAUUCAUCGAGGCAUCAAGCCGGCCAACUUUUGCUCGGUUCCAACGACGUUGUCAACCUGACGGACUUUGGUGAACCGCGAAGCAUGGAAACCAAAACGUCCGGCUUGCACUGCAGCGACCGCAAGAUGACUCUCCGUGGUAACGUCCAGUACAUGCCCUGA
This is a messenger RNA of Aphanomyces astaci, 798 nucleotides long. RefSeq lists its product as hypothetical. The record is from RefSeq and is a predicted model, not a curated record. The transcript is spliced from 2 exons. Lineage: Eukaryota; Oomycota; Saprolegniomycetes; Saprolegniales; Verrucalvaceae. The coding region runs from base 1 to 798 and encodes 265 amino acids.